Molecule: messenger RNA, 1130 nt
Organism: Mus pahari (shrew mouse)
Lineage: Eukaryota; Metazoa; Chordata; Mammalia; Rodentia; Muridae
Product: serine protease 27
Exons: 6
Coding region: 52-1035 (327 amino acids)
Biological process (GO): proteolysis
Molecular function (GO): serine-type endopeptidase activity
Source: RefSeq, a predicted model, not a curated record
CCAAGGAGAGCUUCUGCCAGCUCUGACCAGAACUCAACCAAGCCAGAGAACAUGAGGCAGCCCCACAUCACUGCCCUGCUGCUGCUGCCGCUGCUGCGAUCUGGCACUGAAGGGGCCAGGACUCUGAGAGCCUGUGGGCAUCCAAAGAUGUUCAACCGGAUGGUGGGCGGGGAGGAUGCCUUGGAAGGUGAGUGGCCCUGGCAAGUCAGCAUCCAGCGCAACGGAGUCCACUUCUGUGGGGGCAGUCUCAUCGCACCAACGUGGGUCCUCACUGCUGCACACUGCUUCUCCAACACUUCGGACAUAUCCAUAUACCAGGUCCUGCUGGGGGCACUGAAGCUGCAGCAGCCAGGACCACACGCCUUGUAUGUCCCCGUGAAGCAGGUGAAAAGCAAUCCUCAGUACCAAGGCAUGGCCUCCAGUGCCGACGUGGCUCUGGUGGAACUGCAGGGGCCUGUGACCUUCACCAAUUACAUCCUUCCUGUGUGCCUUCCUGAUCCCUCGGUCAUCUUUGAGUCGGGCAUGAACUGCUGGGUCACUGGCUGGGGCAGCCCCAGUGAACAAGACCGACUACCCAACCCACGGGUCCUGCAGAAACUUGCUGUGCCUAUCAUUGACACACCCAAGUGCAACCUGCUAUACAGCAAAGAUGUCGAGUCUGACUUGCAGCUCAAAACCAUCAAGGAUGACAUGCUCUGUGCAGGCUUCGCAGAGGGCAAGAAGGACGCCUGUAAGGGUGACUCUGGAGGCCCACUGGUGUGCCUUGUGGACCAGUCCUGGGUGCAGGCUGGGGUGAUCAGCUGGGGAGAGGGAUGUGCCCGCCGGAAUCGCCCAGGUGUCUACAUCCGUGUGACUUCUCAUCACAAAUGGAUCCACCAAAUCAUCCCAGAACUGCAGUUUCAAGGGAGGGCUGGCAGCCAGCAGCAACAAAGAGACCCCCAAGGUCGGCAGCGCCUGGUGGGGAACUCUGCCCCCUGCCUGGCUGCCCAUGCAGCGGUGCUGGCUCUGGGAGCGCUGCUGCUCAGGACCAUCUAGGGCUGCCCAGCCCUGCAGGUGGAGCCCCACCCACUGUACAUUUGUAAAUACUGUGUCCCUGUCUGCCAUGCCAGCUGCUUUUAUAUAUGUUCACC